This is a messenger RNA of Nerophis lumbriciformis (worm pipefish), 2333 nucleotides long. RefSeq names its product cAMP responsive element binding protein 3-like 3a (gene creb3l3a). Gene Ontology annotation, cellular component: nucleus. Gene Ontology annotation, molecular function: RNA polymerase II cis-regulatory region sequence-specific DNA binding; DNA-binding transcription factor activity, RNA polymerase II-specific. The record is from RefSeq and is a predicted model, not a curated record. Gene Ontology annotation, biological process: regulation of transcription by RNA polymerase II. NCBI's taxonomy places the organism in Eukaryota, Metazoa, Chordata, Actinopteri, Syngnathiformes, Syngnathidae.
UGUUGUGUUGCGUUGGAGUUUCAACUUUGGACCCGCAGAGGAGCUCAGCUGAGUGAAACCAAAGAAACUCUUCGGAGACAAAAGAUCGUCCAAAACGGGAUAUUUUGGCUGGGGGGUUUUGUCUUGGGGCUUUGCCACCCAAGCAAGGAAACCAUGGAACACUAUCCUGAUCAGCAGGCUUGUGAUGGCAUGGAGCUGCUCGACUGGCUGUUUGAUCAAAACGACGGCAUCCUCCGGCACGACCAAGGGGGACAACAAGAAGCAGGCGACCAGCAGCACAACUGGCCCAUGCAGGAGCCAAAUAUGCUCCAGCUGGCUGAACAGGCCGACGCCGACUUCCUCAACGCGCUCCUGAGUGGAAGCGAUUCUAUGUUGGCCCCCUCACCCAGUGACAGCGGGAUCAGCGAGGACCCGCCCUCGGACCAGAUGGAUAGCCCCCAGCGACCCGAGAGCCCCCCCGGCGAUGCUCGCCGUUUCAGUCUGAGGACGCAAAGCAAAGCAGCCUUGGAAGCCCGAGUCGCCGUCAAGUCCGAUGGCUGGGAGGCCGAGUUCCCCACAGAAAAAAUGAGAGCGCCACAAUAUCCUUCGGAUGUAAACAGAGUACAGCCGUCCUCUGGCUUGCCGCUGACUGUCAAGGGUCUGCUGCUGUCUGGCACGGCCGAGCUGCCCCCACAACCAUUCCAGCAGUCCAUUCAAGAACUGAUUCUCAAUGAAGACGAGAAGAAGCUCCUGGCCAAAGAGGGGGUGACUCUUCCCUGCCAACUGCCGCUCACAAAGCAUGAAGAAAGAAUCCUGAAGAAAAUACGCAGAAAGAUUCGCAAUAAGCAGUCGGCGCAGGAGAGCCGCAAGAAAAAGAAAGAGUACAUUGAUGGACUGGAGAGCAGGAUGUCGGCAUGCAACGCACACAACCACGAGCUGCAGCGCAAAGUGUCCCAGCUUGAAAAAUGCAACAUGUCGCUAAUGGAACAGUUGCGCCGGCUCCAAGCUCUGGUUAUGAAUACAUCUAACAAGCCAGCCCAGACUGGGACAUGCGUGCUGGUGCUCCUGCUGUCCUUCUCCCUAAUCCUCAUUCCCAGCCUCAAGCCCUUUGCCGACACCAAAGUCAGCCAAGGAGACUUCAGUCCAGUGAGAAUCCAAUCCCGGUCCCUGCAGAACCUCCAGGCGUCCCGGGUGCUGCACGUCGACGACCCUCCGUUGUCGACCGGAGACAAAUCGAAGCACGCGCAUUUCCUGGAAAAAUCGGGAUUGGAAAUCACCAGCCUGAUGGGUAACAUGAAGCUGAAGCAAGAACUGGACGCCGUGUCCCCAAACUGCAGCCGGGAAGAAAGCCUGGGUCAUUUCCACCUGGACCCCAUCACGGGCCACGUAUCCACCGUCACCUUGAACCCGAAACGGUCCGCCGGUCUCCCGCCGAACGCCGACGAUAUGUAGAACAAAUUGUCCUCAUCAAUUAGUCGUAAUCAAGUUGUCAUGACCAUGUUUUGUAUCAGUGACUGUUAAAGUGAAAUCGCCUGUCAGCUUUUGAUAAAAAACCAGUGUGAUGUAGGAUUGGUGGGGCGGGGGGAAGGCAGCAAAUAGAGCGGCGACAGUGAUUUUAGUGGAUAAUUUGUGAACUAUUAGUAAUGAUUUGGAAAGCGUGCUUGCAUUGAUGGAGAAAAAUAACCUGCAAUAAAAAGAUAGUAUACGAUGCCAGAAAGGCUUCUUUUCCCUGCAGGCUUUAGGACUCGGUGCUUCUGCCUGUGAAGCAGUGAUGAAACGUCUAGACGAGGCAUCUCCCAAAGGGCAAAUAUGUCAGCGGGGACAAAACAAGGUAGAAAAAUAGGGCAAAGGUCCCGCGGACGGCCGCUUAUCACAUGACCCCCCGCCCACUUAUUGACAUGUUGACAUAUUUCCUCAUUGGAGACGCUUAUCUGACUUUUUACCGCCACACUGAUGGGAGGGAAAGAUUCCAGCCGUUAAUUGGAUCAGCAGAAUACCCUAUCUAUAAUAUUGCCACAAUAAAAUGAAUAGUAAAAUUGUGUAUACAAAAUGCUGUAAAUCUGCAGUAAUUAUGUUGUAUCAAUGCAAAAGGUUGUAAUUCUACAAUACAUAAUUUUAGAUUAUUAUGACUGUUUUUGCAAAACUACAAAAACUAUAAUCAAAAAAAUUUUAAUUUCUCUGGUAAAAAGUCAAUUGAUUUCAUGCAAUAUUUUUAAGCAAAAUAAAACAUUUUACUUUUUUAUGAGAGAAGAGUGCAAUCCUCCUUCUUCCGGCUGAGAACCAUGGCCUCGCAUUUGGAGGUCUUGGUCAAUACUGUCAAUACUCUCUUUCCAUUUUGUGACUUGAAUAUUAAC